Molecule: messenger RNA, 543 nt
Organism: Lolium perenne
Lineage: Eukaryota; Viridiplantae; Streptophyta; Magnoliopsida; Poales; Poaceae
Product: E3 ubiquitin-protein ligase ATL23-like
Source: RefSeq, a predicted model, not a curated record
AUGCCGCACGCCAAGCGCCGCUGCCCGCCGGCGCGCUCCGCCGGCGCCUGGGAGCGCGUCAUGUCCAUGGCCCUGCAGUGCUGCGUGACGAUCGCCGUUCUUGUCUCCUUCGCCGCGUUCCUCAUCAUGAUGCCGUUCGUCUUGGCCGUGCGCGACUUGCGCCGGCAGGCCAGGCGGUACCGUUCCUUCUCGCCCAACGACCACCCGCCGCCGCCACCGCCGCGGCAGCUCGCGUCAUUUCAAAUCAGCCGCCUCCCAAGCUUCGAGUCGUCCCCGUUCGAUCGAACCUCGGCCUGCGUCGUGUGCCUCGAGUCGUCGCGCGGCGGCGAGCGGUGGCGCGCGCUGCCCCCCUGCGGCCACGCGUUCCACACCGCCUGCGUCGACCCGUGGCUCCUCCUGUCGCCCGUGUGCCCUGUCUGUCGCGCUACCGUAGCAAUCCUCCCAAGAAGCGAAUCCCAGGCGGGAGACGGCAUCGAGAAACAGCCUCUGUCCCUCUACCUCAGUCCACCUCAUGCUGGCCUCCAGCGUCAUCUUGGGAUGUAA